Messenger RNA from Diplodia corticola, 1605 nucleotides. Its product is annotated as fad linked oxidase-like protein. The record is from RefSeq and is a predicted model, not a curated record. Gene Ontology annotation, molecular function: FAD binding. The coding region runs from base 1 to 1605 and encodes 534 amino acids. The transcript has 7 exons. Lineage: Eukaryota; Fungi; Ascomycota; Dothideomycetes; Botryosphaeriales; Botryosphaeriaceae.
AUGCGCGGUACUACGACCGGAGGACUGACUGCCGCACUGCUGGCGACAGCGGCUGUCGCGACGCCUCAGCUAUACGGAGCCGCCGGUGGAGACGACGACCUGACGCAGUUCGUGUCCGACUUGGACCUGUCCUCGGCCGUGGCGCAAAACGUCACUGCGACGCUGAAGGCCGCCGGCAACAGCUCCCUGACGGACGUGGAGAAGGCGUCGCUGGCGUGCUACGUCAGCAGCGCUGCUUUUGGCGGCGAAUACCUGGAUGCUUCGUCGGCCAACUACACGGACCGGGUUGAUGUCAACUGGUCGGAAGCCUGUUGGCAAGAAUCCCGGUGCAUAAUCGAGCCCAGCUCCACCAAGGACGUCUCUCGCGCCAUCCGCAUCGUGGGGUACCUCGAAAGCAAGUUCGCCGUGCGCAGCGGUGGCCACAAUCCCAAUGUUGGCUUCGCCAGCGUCGACGAGCAUGGCGUGCUGAUCGACAUGGUUAACCUCAAUGAGAUUACGUUGAACGACGACCAGUCAGUCGUCAGCGUGGGCCCGGGGAACCGAUUCGGCGCCGUGUACGAGAAGCUCAACUCCUCUGGGCUUAGCAUUGUUGGCGGUCGCAUUACGGAUGUGGGCGUUGGAGGCUACAUGCUGGGAGGCGGAAUGGCCUUCUUCUCCAGCCAGUACGGCAUGGCCGCAGACAACAUCAAGAGCUUCGAGGUCGUGCUGGCGAACUCGUCCAUAGUCGAAGCGAACGCAGAGUCGAACUCGGAUCUUUACUGGGCCUUGAAGGGGGGCGGGCCGAAUUUCGGCGUCGUCACCAAGUUCGACGUAAACACCAUCCCAAGCGCCGACUGCUGGUUUGAGGGAAGAGUCUAUGCCCCCAACCAGACUGAAAAGCUGUUCGAAGCGGUGAUCAAGUACUCGGCCGCAGCAGAGAACGACACAAGCGCCGGGCUCGUGUUCAACGUCUCUCCCGACGGGACCAUCCUGGGAUUCGUGUACGGCAAGCCGGUGGAAAAGCCCGACGUGUACAGCAUGUUCUACGACAUCCCCUACACGCAGAAUUACAUCAACUCGACUCUGGGCAAUACGUACGAGUUGGCCCUCGCAUUCGCGGAUGUGACGGACCUCAGCCCCGCAAGGAGGCAAAUCGUGUCGAUUGCGCACAAGUACAGUCUUGAAUCGUAUAAGGAAAGCUACGCGACGUACCUGAACCUUUCCUCGCAAGUCACCAGCGACUUCAACGGAAGCCUGGCCUACGGUGUCCAGCCUUUCACCAGUGCUGCCGUGAAGCAAAGCCAGCAACGAGGCGGCAAUCCGCUCAACUUGACCGACGUGUCCCAAGACUGGUUUACGGCGACGAUUCAGUGGGAGGAUGCGGGAGAUGAUGAGGCGGCGCUGAACGCCAUCCAGGCUCUGGGUGAGAGCGUCCGAGUGACCUCGGAGCAGCACGGCGCCGGCUUACCGCUGCGCUUUAUGAACGACGCCAACCUUGAACAAAACGUGCUCGGAAGCUACGGAGCCGGAAACCUCGCUCGGCUUCGGGACAUCAGCGAGAAGUACGACCCGCAGCAGCUGUUUCAGACGCUGCAGAACAACGGAUACUUGCUGUCCAAGGCUUGA